Messenger RNA from Fonsecaea erecta, 1941 nucleotides. RefSeq lists its product as hypothetical. Gene Ontology annotation, biological process: interstrand cross-link repair. Gene Ontology annotation, cellular component: mitochondrion; nucleus. The transcript has 2 exons. The record is from RefSeq and is a predicted model, not a curated record. Bases 1 to 1941 code for a protein of 646 amino acids. Gene Ontology annotation, molecular function: single-stranded DNA 5'-3' DNA exonuclease activity. NCBI's taxonomy places the organism in Eukaryota, Fungi, Ascomycota, Eurotiomycetes, Chaetothyriales, Herpotrichiellaceae.
AUGACGACUACAAACCCACCUGGAGGCGACCCUCCAAGCCCGACCAGAUCGACCCAAGACCACAGUGUCUUGAUGCAAAUCGAUCUGGGCCCCACGGAGAUUGCGACAGGCUCGCGGGCCGAUGAAGACACGGACGGGUACAGCGACUUUGGGGAAGAUCCUGAAGUGCUCGAGAUAAUCGACCAACUCCUCCUCGAGGCUGCGGGCAAAUCGAGGCAGGAGCAGAAAAGCGCGCCCCUGGUCGUGACGGACAUUGAAGACUAUGAAGCACCUCGAGGUGUUCGUCUGCCUGAGGUGCUUGGUCUCGAAGCAACGCGUGAGUGGGAGCUCCAGACUCGGCCUGUUGAGAGUCAUCUCCUCCAGACUGUAUUCGACCAAAGUCCUUCACAGAGACCAUCUUCUGCCAAUAAAGAGGAUGUAGAGACGAGAAGAGAGACAUCUGCGCAACCUGCGCCAGCCAAACAGGAUGCUCAGCAGGAGCAGCAACCCUCCGGGUCGGACACUCGAUCUCCCCUCGAACGGUUUCGUAAACCUCCCAUGAAAGCCCUAUCCGUCACCGAUCUGAUAUCUCCAGCAUGGUGUGAGCUACAAUAUUACUAUGUCUUGACCAAACAUGGCCGCAAAAGGCGGACUCCAGCAAUGAAACAGGGCACUGCGGUCCAUCAGGCACUGGAAGAUGAGAUACACGUCACUGUCCCCGUGGAGAUUACCAAGAAAGAAGAUAGCUGGGGUCUUCGAAUAUGGAAUAUCGUCCAGGGAUUGAGAACGCUCAGAGAAAAGGGGAGGACGAGAGAGCUGGAGAUCUGGGGCUUAGUUGGCGGAGAGAUCGUCAACGGAGUCAUUGAUGAGUUGAGCUACGAAUGUCCGGACCCAAAGCUCGAGGAGAUGAGUCGGAGUCUGCAGGAGGAGAAGGACGUUGAGCCAUCACUGCCAGAAUACCAAGCCAGUAUCAGGGACUAUCUUGUGACGAAUGAGACUCGGGAUCAAGGUCAGUCGCUGUCGGAGGCUCUGAAGAAUGGCAGUGGCGAUACCAGCAAAGAGGCCGGUAACAGACCCACGACACAGAGGACGAGGAAGUCAGACCGAGACAAUGAGAGGAGAAUCUACAUCACCGAUGUCAAGACACGAGGCACUCCCACUCUACCUACUGGAUCAGCCAUCCGUCCAACCCUUAUUCAACUCCACCUUUACCACCAUAUGCUGGAAAACAUGGCUCAGGGACAAUUCCCCCUCUCCACCCUGGCAGAGAGAUAUAAGUUCGAAAUCCAUGACACAUUCUCUGACGCCUUUAUCGCGCAAAUUGGCGGGCUGAACCAAGAGGUGUUCGAAUUAUCCCAACAGAGCAAGGAUGUCGGGCAGGAACUGCCGUCGUCGACGCAGGAUUCCAUGGAUGUUCUGCUUCAGCACAACACCUUGGCUAGCUUGUGGGAUUUCAUGAUGGAGCAGUUUCGACUGACGUUCAACGUUCCUUCGAAUCCGACCUCGACACCUGCUUCAUGCUUCAGUAACUCCUUCGAUCAAAGCCAGGACCCCAACGUUCCACCGCCCUCCUCGCUCUCUGGUCUCCCGACACCGCCGUCUCAACCAACACGACUCUCCCCGAUCCUCACCGCGCGUUACCUCUCCACCAACUACAAGCACCGCAGCAACGCAAAUGGCGCCGCUGAAGCUCAAUCACACAUCAUAGGAAGCAAAUCCGUCCUCUUCAACCCCUCUUUCUUCACCUCUUCUCUUUACUCCGCUUUGGCUUUCUGGAAGCGCGAACGGGAGCCGCGUGGCGUGGAGGUGGUUGAUGCGUGGAAGUGUCGUAUUUGCGACUUUCGGAACGACUGCGUCUGGAUCAAGGAGCGGGACGAGAACAUGGUCAGGGAGGCGAGAGAACGAACGAGGCUGAAGGAGGAGCUCGCGAGGGGAGAAGGACGCAGAAGAAGUUGGGUCUGA